Pyricularia pennisetigena is the source of this 1263-nucleotide messenger RNA. RefSeq lists its product as uncharacterized. NCBI's taxonomy places the organism in Eukaryota, Fungi, Ascomycota, Sordariomycetes, Magnaporthales, Pyriculariaceae. The record is from RefSeq and is a predicted model, not a curated record. Gene Ontology annotation, cellular component: THO complex part of transcription export complex. Bases 1 to 1263 code for a protein of 420 amino acids. The transcript has 8 exons. Gene Ontology annotation, molecular function: protein binding. Gene Ontology annotation, biological process: mRNA export from nucleus.
AUGGUUGGUCAAUCAAACACACCCGGCCAACUUCAUCGCAGCUCCGCCUCCAUUUCACAAGCUGCGGAGUGCUACCAAGGAAUGUGCCCCACUUGCCUAGCCUGCGGUUCGGGUCAGGACAGCUGCAUCGCAUUUGGAGUCGAGCCCAGUUCCCCAACCACAUGCAAGGACCUCUACUGUCAACACACAAUUUGGGUUGAGGCAAGAAAGAAACCCAGGAAGCUGCAAGAAAUGGCACCAAAAGGGCUCCUGAAGCCCCGUCAGAGGCUAUCUAAAGACCGAUUCCCAGAGUAUUUUGAAAAACUCACUGCUCAAACAUAUGACCACGCAUCAAGGGGAAGCAAUAUCGGAACAAUACGGACAAUUGCUUGGAAUCCGACAGGGUCCUUGGUAGCAACGGGCUCAUCAGACAAGACUCUACGAGUUUGGAACCCUGAAAAACCCAAUGUGCGCUAUUCAACUGAGCUCAAAGGGCACCAGGGUGGCAUUGAAAAGAUAGCCUUCAACCCAGUUAAAGACGCAGAACUCUGCAGCGUCAGUAACGACGGCGUGGUCAAGUUCUGGGAUGUCAGGACAAAAACCUGCAUCAAUGAAGUCAAGGGGUUAGGCGCGGCCAUCACUGUCGUCUGGGCACCUGAUGGCGAGUCCUUGAUCGUUGGAAACUCGGCAGACAAUCUUUACGUUCUAUCACCAAGAGAGCCCACCCCGCGGUCAUCGUUCCAGCAGCCUCUGCAGACCAACCAGAUCUCUUUUUGCUGGAGCGGCCAGAGGAUAUUCGCUGCCACCGGAGACGGCAGGACUAGGAUACUGUCGUUCCCGGACUUUGAGCCUGCUUAUAGGGUUAAUCACCCCGUCUCGGAAGGCGAGACGUCCGAGUUCAGGCUUGCGGGCCACACGUCUGCAUGCCUCACUGCGGAGCUCAGUCCUACCGGCAGAAUCCUGGCCACGGGAGGGUCGGAUUCCAUGAUUGCAUUAUGGGAUACCUCGGACUGGAUUUGUCACAAAACCGUUGGCAAGAUGACUGGCCCAGUGAGAAGUAUCAGUUUCUCAUUUGACGGCUCAUACGUCGUAGGUGGAAGUGAGGACGGUGUCGGAAUUGAGGUUACGCACGCAGAGUCUGGCGAACAUGUUUACACCAUAAAAACGAUAGGAUCGUGCCCUGUGGUGGCAUGGGCACCAAACAGAUACUGCCUCGCCUACUCCGAUGCAAACACUCUGCGUAUCAUCGGGGUCGACGCGGAAAACCUAUUGAGGAAGAAUUAA